UCCUGUUAUUACUAUUCUUUUUGGUCCAUGUAAAGGGUGACAUCAUGGCAUUAGUGUGUCUUUUUCCCAUUUCCUACCCUUUCUUGCGCUAUUGAAACCUGCAAAAAAACAAAGGUUUGGUUUUACGUGCACAUUUAAUUAGGCUCUUUGCUCAUCAUUAGCAUGUCACAUAUUUAAUCAGUGUCUGUUUGUACAUGACCAGCUGGAAAGUAGAGCAUCAUACACAAAUUUAUAAGUGCAAACAGCAGCUCAUUUCCAUGUACUCUUUAAUCAAACUGCAUGUAUUUUCUACUAUACCAAGGGCACAAAUGUGCGGUCAUUUCUGAAUUCCAUGUGGCAAUGUCCACCCUUAGUGUUUUAGUUUGUCUGUUACUACUCAGUUGUUCUCCAUUUUGUCCUUUACUGAAGAUGGGAGAUUCGACCUUUCAAACAUUUUUCAACUUACCUGGGGACCUCAAACUGGGCGGCCUGUUCGCUAUACAUGAUGAAGUCAACAUGUCGAGCAGCUGGGGAAAUGAUGGAACUACCAAAUGCAAAAACUUCAAUGUCCAUGAGUUUAUUGGGUUAUUGGCAAUGAAGUUUACGGUGGAGGAAAUUAACAACAGCAGUACCAUUCUGCCCAAUACCCGUCUUGGAUAUGACAUAUAUGAUACCUGCUGUGAUACAAAUGCCACACUACAAGCAGCUUUGAGAUUUCUUUCUGAGAGAGAGGAUAGCUCUAUCCCCGUAGUCUGUAACUACACCAAUUUUGAGCAACAAGUCGUGGCUGUGAUUGGGCCAUCAACAUCAGAAAUGGUUGCUGCAACUGCUAAACUAUUCGGCUUUUUCCUGUUACCCCAGAUAAGCUAUCAGGUUUCCAAUGAAAGGUUCAGUGACAAGGCCAUCUACCCAUCAUUUCUACGCACCAUCCCUGGUUAUAUAACCCUGACUCAGGGAAUCGCAAACCUUCUAAAAGAGUUUCAGUGGAACUGGGUGGGCACAGUGGCUAGCAAAAAUGAAUACGGUAAGCAAGGACUCUUCCUGUUCAAUGCUGAGGCUGCCCAAGCUGGCAUUUGCAUUGCCUAUCAAGCUUACAUGCCGGAGAAUAAAAACAACCCAAAUUUCAAUGCAUCUAUGCAGAACCUGAUUCUUCAACUUCAGAACACAGGAGUUAAUGUCACCAUUGUGUUCUCCACCGUAGAGGAAACGGAACUCUUCUUUAAAGCUGUGAUAGAUUCCCAGUUAAAAAUGGUCUGGAUUGCCACAACAACCUGGUCCCAGUCUACGUCUCUCCAGCAGAUGCCAGGUAUACAGUCCAUUGGUACAGUCAUUGGUUUUUCUGAAACAAGUAAAUCUUUGCCUGGGUUUAAAGACUACGUACAGCAUAUUCUACACCUGAUUCAAAAGGAAAAUAAGCUUAUUUUCAAUGGUAGCACAACAAAUUCAAAUAUCAGCCAGCAGUAUGUUUUCCAGACUAAAGACCUUCUGGAACAAUGUGAAUCAUGCAGCUUGUUAACGCCUGACAACAUAACAAUGCUACAGGACCCUAUGGCACUUGGCCUGGUAUAUCGAGUGUAUAUUGCUGUCCACUGCAUUGGCCAAGCUAUUCAUAAUACUGUGCAUGGUCUAGAUGGUCAGUGCAAGGAUGUGUAUGAUAUACUUCCUUGGCAGCUUCUGCAAGAACUGAAGAGUCAGAACUUCACUUUUGCUAAUAUCACUUUUGAUGCUUCUGGGGGAAUAAAUAUGGGUUAUGAUAUAUUAACAUGGACAUAUGAUAAAAAUAAACCAUUCAACACUGUGGGAACUUUCUGGAAGAAGCUGACCAUCAACAGAUCUCAGAUUAUAUGGUACAGUAUGAAGGUCCCAGAGUCUACAUGUUCCCGGCAAUGUUCAGAAGGUCAGGUCAAGUUGAUCAAAGACUUCUGCUGCUUUGAAUGUCUUACUUGUCCCGAGGGAACCUUUGUAAACUCCACAGAAUGUACACCGUGUCCUUCUGGCCAGUGGUCCAAGUCAGGAAGCAAAGCCUGCCAAGAUCCAGUCUUUUUUUUUCUAACAUGGAGGAACUAUUUUGUGAUUGCCCUUCUUAUAUUUAUGGGACUAAUCAUGGUCAUUACUGGCACAGUGGCUGUGAUCUUAUUCCAGAAUUGGCACACCCCUCUGCUUGUUGCUUCUGGUAAAUCUGAGAGCUUUAUGACUCUGCUAGGUCUGGUAUGUAUGUGUUCCUCCAUUUUCUUUUAUAUUGGAAAACCUUCUGACAAAAUGUGUUUUCUACAGCAGCCCAUGCUUUCCUUGAGCUUCACUGUAUUUCUUGGGCCGAUACUGGUCAAAUCUAUACAGCUUCAGUUUAGUUCUUUGUCUACUGGAUCCUGUUUGUAUUGGUUACUUUAUCCAGGAAGAUGGAGCAUCCUAAUAUGUACAUUCCUGGGUCAGUUUUUCUUCUGUGCCUUGUAUGUAAAGUCCUCCCAGCCCUUCUCGGUAAAGCUGGCAUCACUUGACGUGAGUUCCCUGGCCAUUUAUCUUAGUUGUGAAUGUGAACCACUGCUCCAGUUUGGCUUGAUGUUUGCCUACAACGGGCUGCUGGUCUUGUUAUCCUUUAUAUGUUCUUUCAUGGCUGAAAAACCCAUCCACCAGUAUCACAUGGCAAGAGAUAUCACCAUAGCCAUGCUGACUGUGAUUCUUGCCUGGAUCAUUUUUAUACCCACUUACGUCAGCACAGACAUUGGCUACAAAUCUCUCAUUCAGAUGGUUUUUAUUCUGAGCAGCUGUCUGGGGGCUCUGUCUGCUGUUUUCUUCCCGAAAUGUUACAUUCUGCUCUUUAAGAAGGAAAUGAACAACAGUGAAUAUUUCAGCACUUGUAUUCCAGACAGUCAAGAGGAAAAGACAAAUGAGUAGACACAAUUCGAUUGGCUAACUUUCCUGAACUUUUGUUAGCAUAAUAAAAUAUCUUUAAAGAAUCAA
Rana temporaria (common frog) is the source of this 2937-nucleotide messenger RNA. RefSeq names its product taste receptor type 1 member 3-like. Lineage: Eukaryota; Metazoa; Chordata; Amphibia; Anura; Ranidae. Gene Ontology annotation, biological process: sensory perception of umami taste; sensory perception of sweet taste; G protein-coupled receptor signaling pathway. Bases 280 to 2871 code for a protein of 863 amino acids. Gene Ontology annotation, cellular component: membrane. The record is from RefSeq and is a predicted model, not a curated record. The transcript is spliced from 6 exons. Gene Ontology annotation, molecular function: G protein-coupled receptor activity.